Molecule: messenger RNA, 1611 nt
Organism: Lampris incognitus (smalleye Pacific opah)
Lineage: Eukaryota; Metazoa; Chordata; Actinopteri; Lampriformes; Lampridae
Product: voltage-dependent L-type calcium channel subunit beta-4-like
Exons: 14
Coding region: 1-1611 (536 amino acids)
Biological process (GO): neuromuscular junction development; regulation of voltage-gated calcium channel activity; calcium ion transmembrane transport
Cellular component (GO): voltage-gated calcium channel complex
Molecular function (GO): protein binding; high voltage-gated calcium channel activity
Source: RefSeq, a predicted model, not a curated record
AUGUCCCGGCACAUCUACAUCCGGAAUAAGAUCGGCGAGGGCAUCCAGGCGCCCAUCUUUCAGGUGAACCGGGGGACCUAUUCCAGGAGGAGCCGGCUGAAGAGGUCCGAUGGUAGCACCACGUCCACCAGCUUCAUCCUCAGACAGGGCUCAGCUGAUUCCUAUACUAGCAGACCAUCGGAUUCAGAUGUCUCUCUGGAGGAGGAGCGGGAGGUGCCGGGCCAGCUCCAAGGCCAGAGCCCCAGCCAGAGCCAGGGACAGGGUCAGAGCCGGCAGGAGAGGGAGCAGCAGGCCGCCAUACAACUGGAGAGAGCAAAGACUAAAGCAGUGGCCUUUGCCGUGAAGACCAACGUCAGCUACUGUGGAGCGCUGGACGAGGAUGUCCCGGUGCCGGCAACAGCUAUCUCCUUCGACGCCAAGGACUUCCUCCACAUUAAAGAGAAGUUCAACAAUGACUGGUGGAUUGGCCGGCUGGUGAAGGAGGGCUGUGAAAUCGGCUUCAUCCCCAGCCCUCUGAAGCUCGAGAACAUCAGGCUCCAGCAGGAGCAGAAGAGGGGACGAGUCCAAGGUAAGUCUGGAGGGAACUCUUCUUCCAGUGUAGAGGAUGAGGUAUCUGCCUCUAUCCGACCCCUCAUCUCCUCCGCAGGAAAGCAGAAACAGAAAGUGACGGAGCAUGUCCCCCCGUACGACGUGGUUCCUUCCAUGCGGCCUGUUGUGCUGGUAGGACCCUCGCUCAAGGGUUAUGAGGUGACAGACAUGAUGCAGAAGGCGUUGUUCGACUUCCUCAAGCACAGAUUCGACGGCAGGAUAUCUAUCACGAGAGUCACUGCGGAUAUAUCAUUAGCCAAGAGGUCUGUACUGAACAACCCCAGUAAAAGGGCCAUCAUCGAAAGAUCAAACACGCGGUCCAGCUUAGCGGAAGUGCAAAGUGAGAUUGAGAGGAUCUUUGAGCUGGCCCGCUCACUCCAGCUGGUGGUUCUGGAUGCAGACACCAUCAACCACCCGGCCCAGCUCCUCAAGACCUCGCUGGCUCCCAUCAUCGUCCACGUCAAAGUCUCCUCACCAAAGGUCUUGCAGAGGUUGGUCAAGUCCAGAGGGAAGUCCCAGAGCAAACACCUAAAUGUCCAACUGGUUGCAGCUGACAAACUGGCUCAGUGUCCGCCGGAGAUGUUUGAUAUCAUCUUGGAUGAGAACCAACUAGAGGAUGCCUGCGAGCAUCUGGCGGAGUACUUGGAGGCCUACUGGAAGGCCACUCACACUUCGCUGGCUACACCCCUAAACCCCCUACUGGGACGCAACCUGGGCCCCACAGCCCUCACUCCUUACCCUACUACCAUCUCUGGACUCCAGAGCCAAAGAAUGAGACAGAGCAACCAUACAGGAGACCACUCCACCGCCAACGAGCGGCGCAACCUGAUGACGCCGGAUGAGAACUACCACAAUGAGCGUGCUCACAAGGGACGUAACCGCAUGUCAUCCGGCUCGCAACACAGCCGGGAGCAGCAGGACCCAUACCAGGAUUACCAGGACCCCUACCAGGACGCCUACAAGCCACACCGCAACCGCAGUUCACCGGGCAGCUACAGCCAUGACUCCCGGCACCGGCUCUGA